Haemonchus placei is the source of this 276-nucleotide messenger RNA. The record is from the annotation of a GenBank genome assembly. NCBI's taxonomy places the organism in Eukaryota, Metazoa, Nematoda, Chromadorea, Rhabditida, Trichostrongylidae.
AUGUCGAGCUCGAUCGUCGGUUGGCGGAAGGUGGUUAUGGUUCGAUGCGAAAGUCGCGGUCGAGUCAACGUCAUCGAGUUCAACAUCAAUGUCGAAGUCAACAUCAUGUCAGUUGAAGCAGGCAGUCAAGUGGUCAGCAGUUGGUCGUCAAGGAAAGAUAGUGAAGGCGACGACAAGCCAAAUUUUCCAUCGUGUAGCAGUCGUAUUCUACGCUUAUUUCUCGUCUUCAAGUUACCCUUAGGCUCCCUUAAGGAUGUGGUAGUGAGUCGCUUCUAG